Molecule: messenger RNA, 1966 nt
Organism: Lagopus muta (rock ptarmigan)
Lineage: Eukaryota; Metazoa; Chordata; Aves; Galliformes; Phasianidae
Gene: NOP56
Product: NOP56 ribonucleoprotein
Exons: 12
Coding region: 77-1681 (534 amino acids)
Cellular component (GO): small-subunit processome; box C/D methylation guide snoRNP complex
Molecular function (GO): snoRNA binding
Source: RefSeq, a predicted model, not a curated record
GUGCGGGCGGGGCGGGUUUCCGAUAAAGCGGGCUUCCGGUGCGGUGUUCUCAGUUCCGGGCGGCGCUGGCGGCACGAUGGUGCUGCUGCACGUGCUGUUCGAACAUGCCGCCGGGUACGCGCUGUUCGCCGUCCGCGAGGUGGAGGAGAUCGGUUUGUUGCUGCCGCAGGUGGAGGAGAGCGUGCUCACCGUCGGCAAGUUCCACAACGUGGUGAAGCUCGUGGCCUUUUCCCCGUUCAAAUCCGCGCAGAGCGCCCUGGAGAACAUGAACGCCGUCUCCGAGGGGAUCCUGCACGAGGAUCUGCGGCUGCUGCUGGAGACGUCGAUGCCGGCCAAGAAGAAGAAGGCGCUGCUGGGGGUGGGAGACGCCAAAAUCGGGGCCGCCAUCCUGGAGGAGUUGGGCUAUCAGUGCCAGACCGGCGGUGUGGUGGCCGAGAUCCUGCGGGGGAUCCGCCUGCACUUCCAUGCCCUGGUGAAGGGCCUCACGGCGCAGUCGGCCUCCAAGGCGCAGCUCGGCCUUGGCCACAGCUACUCCCGGGCCAAGGUGAAGUUCAACGUGAACCGCGUGGACAACAUGAUCAUCCAGUCCAUCAGUCUGCUGGACCAGCUGGACAAGGACAUCAACACCUUCUCCAUGCGCGUGCGCGAGUGGUACGGGUACCACUUCCCUGAGCUGAUCAAGAUCGUGUCUGAGAACUACACCUACUGCCGGCUGGCCAAAUUCAUCGGCAACCGCAAGGAGCUGAGCGAGGAGAGCCUGGAGGGGCUGGAGGAGAUCGUCAUGGAUGGCGCCAAGGCUCAGGCCAUCCUGGAGGCGUCCCGCUCCUCCAUGGGGAUGGACAUCUCCCCCAUCGACCUCAUCAACAUCGAGAGCUUCUCCAGCCGUGUGAUCUCUCUGUCCGAGUACCGUAAGGGCCUGCAGGAGUACCUGCGCUCCAAGAUGAGCCAGGUGGCCCCCAGCCUCUCAGCCCUCAUCGGGGAGGUGGUGGGCGCCCGCCUCAUCUCCCACGCCGGCAGCCUGACGAACCUGGCCAAGUACCCGGCCUCGACGGUGCAGAUCCUGGGGGCUGAGAAAGCCCUGUUCAGGGCUUUGAAGACACGAGGGAACACCCCCAAGUACGGCCUCAUCUUCCACUCCACCUUCAUCGGGCGCGCGGCCGCCAAGAACAAAGGGCGCAUCUCCCGCUACCUGGCCAACAAAUGCACCAUCGCCUCCCGCAUCGACUGCUUCUCAGAGGUUCCCACCAGCGUCUUUGGGGACAAGCUGAGGGAGCAGGUGGAGGAACGGCUGGCGUUCUAUGAGACCGGAGAGCCGCCCCGCAAGAACCUGGAGGUCAUGAAGGAGGCCGUGGUGGAGGCCAACGAGGUGGUGGCUGAGGUCAAAAGGAAGCAGGAAAAGAAGGAGAAGAAGAGGAAGAAGCGGGAGAAGCGGCGCCUGGAGGCUCUGGCUGCAGCUGCAGAGGAGAUGGAGAACUCUGUGCAGGAGGCAGAGGAAAACAACAUAGAGCCAAAGAAAAAGAAGAAGAAGAAGAAGGAGCAGGAGCAGGAAGCUGCCACAGAGCCAGAGGAGAACGGGCUGGAGGAAGAGGCCUUGCCCAAGAAGAAAAGGAAACUGCUGGCAGAGGGCGCCCCCCUGGAGAAGAAGAAGAAGAAAAAGGCCAAGGACUUGGAGGAGGAUUAAAGCGGGGGGCAGCAGGAGCAGGGCUGUGCUCCAGCACUGCGGACUCAGAGGCCACCUUCGUUUGGCUGCAGCUCCUCAACCCGCCGUCCGAUUGCCGGCAGCCCCGUGCCCAGCACUGCAGGCGUUGGGCAGCUCUGCUCUGCGCCCCGUGGCCGCGCUCAGCCGGGGCUCCUGGUGCCUUGCAGAGCCCUGCAGCGGCUGCAGCUGCGCGCCGUCCUGGCUGCCAGAGGGCGACAGCCUGUGCAGUGUGACUGAGCCUCAAUAAAGGGCUCGGGUUGGUGUUGA